GCAGAAUCUCUUGGAAAGCAUAAUAUAUUAAUUCAAAUCAAAAACUUACCAUGGAGACGUAUGGAUGCAUAUAUUCACAGGAUGAAUGAUCAUAGGUUAGCAGCGGAUUUUAUUGCUACUUUAACUAUGCAUUUUUGUUCACCAUUGCCACUUAUUGGGAGGACCUGGGGGGAUAAUACCGCAAAUCACCCUGCAGUGGGCGAAGCAUUCUUCCUUCUUAGGGACCCGGGGGGAUCCUACUGCAAAUCAGCCCGCAAAAGGCGAAGCAUCCUUCUGGAGGAUAAACAAAAAGUAGAUACCUUGAGACACAUGGAUGCAUAUAUUCACGGGAUAAAUGAUCAUAGGUUUGAGCGACGGAGGAAGUAUAUUUCAAGGAAUAAUAGGAAUAUUAUUGUAGUGAGAAUUUCAAGAAUGGAGCCAAAAGGUAUUAGGUCGAAGGUUAGCAUUUUGAUGCUGGUGGUAGUAAUGUUGAUAGCCACAUCAGGUGAAGUCAAGGCAGAUUUCAAGUCAUGCAAUGACAGAUGUCUGGACAGAUGCACAUACCCUAAGAAGGAAGAAUGCUUCGCCCACUGCAGGGUGAUUUGCGGUAUCAUCCCCCCAGGUCCUCCCAAUAAGUGGUUAGGAAAGGAGAAUUGA
Dovyalis caffra is the source of this 636-nucleotide messenger RNA. The record is from the annotation of a GenBank genome assembly. NCBI's taxonomy places the organism in Eukaryota, Viridiplantae, Streptophyta, Magnoliopsida, Malpighiales, Salicaceae.